CAGUAUACCCUCGUCGAGAGAGAGCUGCCGAUGAUGGCGACUCAUUUCCGAACCCGGAUCAGAUUUCCAGAUCACUCGAAUAAAAAACCCAGUGGGUAUUUCUUCUUCAUUUGCCGAUUUAUCUCCAAAUCUCUGUCUGAAAGCAGUUACGAUCCUCCAUUUACUCCUGUUUCGAAGCUCCGAAAGGCAAAGAAGAAGAAGACCCACGAUGGAAAUUCGAAUUCAAACGAAAAGCCUACCCUCCCACUCCAGUCGGAUCUUCCUUUCGACUUCUUCUACUCCUACUCUGAGACCAAUCCCUCAGUUAACCCUAUAGGCUAUCGAGAAUCGCCUAAAUUCUCACCGUUUGGACCGGGCCGGCUCGACCGGAAAUGGACUGGAACUUCGGCCCCUGCGGUGGUGGAAGUGAAAAUAAAUGAAGUGUUAGAGGAGAGGAAACGGAUUCUUGGAGACCCAUUAUCGGAGGAGGAAGUUGCAGAGCUUGUGGAACAGUAUCGGCAUAACAAUUGCUCUCGGCAAAUCAAUCUUGGAAAGGGGGGAGUUACUCAUAAUAUGUUGGAUGACAUACACAACCACUGGAGAAGGGCUGAAGCUGUGAGGAUCAAAUGCUUGGGAGUGCCAACUCUUGAUAUGGACAAUAUAUGUUUCCACCUUGAGGACAAGUCUGGUGGGAAGAUUAUAUAUCGACAUAUCAACAUUCUUCUUUUAUACCGUGGUCGAAACUACGAUCCUAAGAAUCGACCAACUAUCCCUCUUAUGUUGUGGAAACCUUAUGCGCCAAUAUAUCCAAAGCUUGUGAAGAAUGUGGCAGAUGGUUUGUCAUUUGAUGAAACAAAGGAAAUGAGAAACAGAGGAUUGAAUUCCCCUCCUCUGAUGAAACUUACGAGGAAUGGUGUAUAUGUUAACGUCGUGGACAGAGUGAGGGAGGCCUUCAAGUUCGAGGAGGUGGUUAGACUAGAUUGUAUCCAUGUCGGAAGCAGUGACUGCAAACAGAUUGGUGUUAAAUUAAGGGUUUUGGUACCUUGUGUGCCCAUUUUAUUCAAGGAUGAGCAGAUUAUUCUGUGGAGAGGGAAGAAAGAUCAUGAAGAGGACAUGAACUCAUAGAUGGUGAAUGGUUUCUCUUCCAGCAUAAUCAAAUUAUACUGUAUACCCAUUUUGUUUAGGGUUGAGCAGAUUAUUCCAUGGAUUGUGAAGAGACGAACUUGAAAGGCAGAGAUAAUGUAGACUGUAAUGGUGCUACAUAUCUUGAAUGAGUUUUGGAAAUUUGUAGAUUUUCAUUUCUCAAAACCCCUUGUAUUGUAUUGUUGAAGUUGAGCAUCUCGAUUAAACUUGUAGUCGUAGCCCGUAGGGAAGUUUAUAUCUGAUAUUGGCUGUGAAUGAGAUAAAUGUUUAAUAU
Molecule: messenger RNA, 1396 nt
Organism: Benincasa hispida (wax gourd)
Lineage: Eukaryota; Viridiplantae; Streptophyta; Magnoliopsida; Cucurbitales; Cucurbitaceae
Product: RNA-binding CRS1 / YhbY (CRM) domain-containing protein
Biological process (GO): Group II intron splicing
Molecular function (GO): RNA binding
Source: RefSeq, a predicted model, not a curated record